Molecule: messenger RNA, 1439 nt
Organism: Xiphias gladius (swordfish)
Lineage: Eukaryota; Metazoa; Chordata; Actinopteri; Istiophoriformes; Xiphiidae
Gene: unc50
Product: unc-50 homolog (C. elegans)
Exons: 6
Coding region: 111-884 (257 amino acids)
Cellular component (GO): Golgi membrane
Source: RefSeq, a predicted model, not a curated record
CUAACUACGUGUUCAUUUUCGCGACGGUUCAGGAAGCGUCUAUAAACAAUUACAGAAACAAGCAAGAGUUGGUGCUUUCUCCUGCGAAGGAGUGCAGCAAAAACAGCACCAUGUUGCCGACCACUUCGCCUCACAGCAACGGCGCCCUUGGCCUCAGGGACGCUGCACGCCACACGGCAGGCGCCAAACGCUACAAGUACCUGCGGCGGCUGCUGCAUUUCAGACAGAUGGACUUUGAUUUCGCCCUGUGGCAGAUGCUUUACUUGUUUACGUCACCGCAGAGGGUCUACCGCAACUUCCACUACAGGAAACAGACCAAGGACCAGUGGGCAAGGGAUGAUCCUGCUUUCCUGGUCCUGCUCAGUAUCUGGCUGUGUGUGUCAACAAUAGGCUUUGGUCUGGUGCUGGACAUGGGAGUCCUGGAGACUCUGAAACUGCUGCUGUGGGUGGUCUUUGUAGACUGUAUAGGAGUUGGUCUGCUCAUAUCGACUCUCAUGUGGGUUAUCAGCAACAAGUACCUGCUAAAACAUCCCAGCAGAAAUUUUGAUGUUGAAUGGGGCUACGCAUUUGAUGUUCACCUCAAUGCUUUCUACCCACUUCUAGUCAUCCUGCAUUUUCUGCAGCUCUUCUUCAUCAACCAUAUUGUGGUGAUAAACUCAGAUUGGUUCCUGGGGUACUUUGUUGGGAACACUUUGUGGCUGAUUGCCAUCGGUUAUUAUCUCUACAUCACCUUCUUAGGGUACAAUGCUCUACCCUUCCUGAAGAACACGGUGGUGCUGCUCUACCCUUUCGCUCUGCUCGGCCUCAUCUACGUCCUCUCUGUCGCUCUGGGCUGGAACUUCACUCAGGGUCUGUGCUUGUUUUACAAGUUCAGAGUCCAGUAGAACCAGUCUGUCCCCGGGACUUGACACUAGUUGCCUCCAGGCCAACUCAAAAACCUGUUUUCAACUCAGACAUCAGAUCCAUUUCCAGGCGUGUUCGGUCAACAUCUGGUUGAGAGGGACUCGGCCUCUGGUUGGCUCUCAGUGAACCGGGACCUCUGGGUUGAUUGAUACUGGCUGUUGCUUGGCUCUCACUUGAUUUUCUGUUUGGCUCUAAUGCUGAGCUGGAUCUCCAAAGUCAGUAAACAGUGUUAUGUUUGGACUAGCUGCAUAAACAAGGGGACAGAUGAGACAAGGCUUUUAUGUUAUUCUUUUUGUAUGAUUUGUAAAUAGUGCUCUGGCAGGUUGUAAUAUAUACACAGAGGAUUGUUUCUGUGAAGAGGAUACAUUUGGUUUGUUUCUGUGAGUUUUCAUAAAAAAGACUGAAAAAAGUGAAAUCCUGCUUAUUGAAGAGAGGAAAGGAAAGUGGAAGAAUGCGGGAUGCAAUUAUUUUUCUCCUUCUUUUUUCUUAAAGUGUACAUUCCAAAGCACUUUCAAUAAAAGGUUUUAUUAACUUAA